AUGAUAAUAAAAAUUCCCACGCACCCAUAAUUCAUCUAUCAGAAUGGCACAUUCCCUUUCCUUCUCCCUCCGACCAACUCCCGCUUUCGUCCCACCACCAUCCGCUAAACUCCACAAUCCAACCUUCGCCUUCACAAUCAAACCUAAACGAAUUCUUCUCCGCCACUCAAAACCCAGCAUUUUGGUUUCCACGCCCAAAAGUGGCCGCCUCAGGGCCACCCAGGACCCGGAAUCCAAUGGAAACCCCCAAGAAGACCCGCCACAAUCAACAACCAUAGAUGCCCAGAGUGCUGGCGAUAGCGGCGACGAGGCGUCGCGUUUGGGUUCAGAAAUAAGGAAGGCGAUGGAGGAGAGGGAGCAGAAGGAGGCGAGUUUCUGGGACGGAGUGGCGGAGGAGAUCAGGGAGAUUGAGUGGCCGGCUUUGGGUAAGGUUCUGGGUACUACUGGGGUGGUGUUGGGGGUUAUGGCUGGAUCCAGUGUCGUUUUGCUCACUGUCAAUGCCGUUUUGGCCGAGCUCUCUGAUCGGGUGUUCGCCGGAAAGGGAGUCCAAGAUUUCUUCGGCUGAAGUCUGAACUCUGAAGAUAAGGUUUCGCUUUUGAUCUGCUGAGGUGAGGUGUAGCUGCUUGUUAUGCGCUUCAUGAGGGACAAAUUUGGGAUCCUCAAUUACACUUUAAAAUUUUUCUGAUUAUUGGUUUCUCACUUUCUCACUUUGUGUGUUAAAAGAUAUCAGAUUUUUGCUAAGGGCGAGUCUCACGGCCUUAUGAGUUUUAAUUCGUCAGACGAGUUACAUCUAUUAAAAAUGAGUUAUAAAAGAAUUGUGAUAUAAUCAAAUACUUAAAA
Molecule: messenger RNA, 840 nt
Organism: Ipomoea nil (Japanese morning glory)
Lineage: Eukaryota; Viridiplantae; Streptophyta; Magnoliopsida; Solanales; Convolvulaceae
Product: preprotein translocase subunit SECE1
Exons: 1
Coding region: 44-565 (173 amino acids)
Cellular component (GO): chloroplast thylakoid membrane
Source: RefSeq, a predicted model, not a curated record